Neoarius graeffei (lesser salmon catfish) is the source of this 3021-nucleotide messenger RNA. It is a transcript of the gene srd5a1, whose product is annotated as steroid-5-alpha-reductase, alpha polypeptide 1 (3-oxo-5 alpha-steroid delta 4-dehydrogenase alpha 1). NCBI's taxonomy places the organism in Eukaryota, Metazoa, Chordata, Actinopteri, Siluriformes, Ariidae. Gene Ontology annotation, molecular function: 3-oxo-5-alpha-steroid 4-dehydrogenase activity. Gene Ontology annotation, biological process: steroid biosynthetic process. The transcript has 5 exons. Gene Ontology annotation, cellular component: membrane. The record is from RefSeq and is a predicted model, not a curated record. Bases 246 to 1025 code for a protein of 259 amino acids.
AGCCCCCAUCUUGGUGGGCAAACAAAACGGGCCAUCGCCACUACUGGCUACAUUAUCUCGGACGAAUUUCUCAUCUCAUCUCAUCUCAUCUCAUCUCAUUCUCUCUAGCCGCUUUAUCCUGUUCUACAGGGUCGCAGGCAAGCUAGAGCCUAUCCCAGCUGACUACGGGUGAAAGGGGGGGUACACCCUGGACAAGUCGCCAGGUCAUCACAGGGCUGACACAGAGACAAGAGAAUAUUCUUAGGAUGCUGGUUUCUUCUGAAGAGGAAGAACUUUACAUUUUGGACUGUUUUUCAUAUUUCAUGUUGCUCAUGGCUCUUAUGACAGGUUUAACUUUGCUCUCUGAGAAUGUCCCUUAUGGCAGGUAUACCUCUACCAAAUAUGGAUUUCCGGUUAAUGUGAAAGUGGCUUGGUUUGUUCAAGAGCUCCCUGCAUUUCUUGUGCCUCUGAGUUUAAUAUUAUGGGCUUCACCUGAGAAGAUAACAGACCUACCUAACCAGGUACUUCUGGCCAUGUACUUUUGCCAUUAUUUUCAAAGGUCUCUCAUAUAUCCGUUUUUAAUCCGAGGAGGAAAGCCCACACCGUUUGUAUCAUUUGCUCUGGCGUUUGUUUUUUGCAUUUAUAAUGGAUAUCUUCAAGUGAGAUACUUGAGCCAGUAUGCAGACUUCCCUGAGGGUUGGGUUUCACAUCCCUGCUUCAUCACAGGCUCCUGUCUAUGGCUUGUUGGAUGGAUAAUUAACCUUCAUUCUGACCACAUUCUGAGGAACCUGCGCAGUCCAGGAGAAACGGGCUACAAGAUACCCAGAGGUGGAGUGUUUGAGUACGUGUCCGGGGCUAAUUAUCUGGGUGAGAUCGUGGAAUGGGCUGGAUUUGCUCUGGCUGCUCACUCAGUCCACAGUUUUGCCUUUGCUUUCUUCACCUUAAUCAUUCUCUCUAGCCGAGCCUUCGCCCACCACAAGUGGUAUCUUGAGAAAUUUGAGGAUUACCCCAAAUCAAGGAAAGCUCUGAUUCCAUUUGUGUUGUGAAGAAAUAAUCAUAUUACACUCACCGGCCACUUUAUUAGAAACCCCCAUACCCCUGCUGUUUGAUGCCGUUCUCUAAUCAGCCGAUCCCUUGACAGCAGCACAAUGCAUCAAACCAUGCAGAUACAAAUCAAGAGCUUCAGUUAAUGUUCACAAUGUUCAAACAUCAGAACGGGAAAAAUUCUGAUCUCAAAGUGUGACUUUCUUUCACUGUGGCAUGGGUGUUGGUUUGAGCCUGAUGGACUGGUUUGAAUAUUUCAGAAACUGCUGAUCUCCUGGGGUUUUCACACACAACAGUCUCUAGAGUUUACACAGAUGGAAUGGUGCGAUAAACAAAAAACAUCGAGUGAGUGACAGUUCUGUGGGUGGAAACAAACACCUUGUUGAUAAGAGAGGUCAGAGGGAAAUGGCCAGAUUGGUUCUAACGGCCAGGAAGGAUAUAGUAACUCAUAGCAACUCUUUACAACCGUGGUGAGCAGAAAAGCAUCUCAGCAUGCAACAGCAGAACAACACAUCGGGUUCCGCUCCUGCCAGCCAAGAACAGGGAUCUUAGAAUCAAGAACAAGUUCCUAUUAAAGUGGCCGGUGAGUGUCCAAUGAACGUCAUACAUACCGUACAUUGCAUUCGGAAAUCGAAGGGAAUAUCCAUGAGUCAUGGCUAAAUAAUUACACCUCAACGCCUGAGUUUUGCUUCUUGUCAUGCAAACCGAGAGCAAAAUAGGAGAUAUUAGCUUGCAUAAAAACUCAUUUUCAAGGUUUUAAUCAUUUAUUACAAAUCUUAAAUUAAUUUCAGCACAUUACAGUCUUUUUGUCAUUUGGUUAAGUCGUCCCCUCACCACUUUCAUAUUUAAAAACAGACAAAUUAAGACAAAUUUGAAAAGUGUUUUUAAAAAAAACCAAGCGCUUUUUUUCAUGAACUUAAAUAGUGUUAGUCUAAAGUCCUUCCUGCACAAACUCUUCCCAGUAAUAACCAGGCCCUUAAAGCGCAUUGGGCGGCGCCGCUCUCCGUUUCCAUAGCCCUUGGCCUCUCGCCUAUACGCACAUAGGGCUAGUUCUCUGCUACCUGUGACAGUUUGAUUCCCCACUCAUAUCUGCAUUGCAGCGUGCCUUGCCAGACAGCAGUCCGCACCAUUUUUAUGAUUGUCUUUAGUAAGACCCAACUGUGAGUAGAACUCGCGAUCUCCCAGUCAAGAGGCAGACACGCUAACCACGAGGCCAGCUCUCAGUUAAAUAGUGUGAGUAGAGUGGAUGAAAUAAAGUUUGUCUCUCAACCUUGAAAUCCUCUAAGCCUGCUUUUCAACAAGGUCUGUCAAAAAUGUUACCGUGGGGGCUGUAAUUCUGCAGUUUAACACUUCAACACUUGUAUGUGGGAUUUUUUGAACAACAGUUUAUUUUCAAUGAGGACAGAAAUCCGUUUUACAGUAACAUCAUCAGAUAUUUUAGAUAUUUAGAUGAUGUUCUUUGUGUUUUUAAAGGGUCUCAAAAUGAGUUGAAUGAAUUUACCACACACUUGAACAAAAUGAGCCCUGACCUGAAAUUCACUGUGGAGUUUGACUCGAAACGUGUGCGUUUCUUAGAUAUGUGGAUCAGACUAGAAGAUGGGAAAUUGACCACAACCCUCUACCGAAAGGAAACGGACCGUAACUCUUUCCUGUUGGCAAGCAGCUCACAUCCUAGUGCCCUAAAAAACGGACUGCCCAAGAGUCAGUUCUACAGACUUAGGCGGAUCUGUCACUCCACUGAAGAAUAUGAGGAGAAUGCAUUAGAAAUGAAACAAAGAUUUUUGGCUAGGGGUUAUCCCAUGAAGACUGUUGAGGAGGCAUACAACAUUGCCCUGUCCACGCCACGGCCACAUCUUCUGAAAAAAAGUGUGAAAAAAGAUAAAAAGUUUUCAGUUUCUUGCAUUACUACUCAUCUCAUCUCAUUAUCUCUAGCCGCUUUAUCCUGUUCUACAGGGUCGCAGGCAAGCUGGAGCCUAUCCCAGCUGACUACGGGCGAAA